Molecule: messenger RNA, 1340 nt
Organism: Folsomia candida
Lineage: Eukaryota; Metazoa; Arthropoda; Collembola; Entomobryomorpha; Isotomidae
Exons: 3
Coding region: 27-1340 (437 amino acids)
Biological process (GO): sensory perception of taste
Cellular component (GO): membrane
Source: RefSeq, a predicted model, not a curated record
UUGCCCACCGUCUGACCAUCUACACCAUGGUGCUGGAAGGCUUCUCCUCCGCCCUCUACGUCGGCUGGGUGUCAGGCGUCCUCCCCCUCAAAUCGCCCAAGGGUCCACCCACACCCUCCCCGAUGAAGAGUGUCCACACCGUGGCCACCUUUCUGGGCUACGUGGUCAUGACCCUGCUCUGGGUCGACUUCCACAUCCGCCACUUGAAAGUCCUCCAGAAAGACAAAGACAACUCUGUCGAAAAGUUCCUCUCUCUCAGCUUAUUCAUUGGAGCGUCCAUUUUCGACCUCUACUUCCGACUCUGCUUCCUCCUCCGGGUCAAAAUUGUGGCCCGUUUUCUCAAAGCGUUGGAGACGGACAUGGUCAAAAUGACGCCAUUUACCCGACUCGUCUCUCCCGAGGGAAGGAGGACAUGGAACAACUACAAAAAUCUCAUCUUCGUCGUGCACACUUAUCACUGCUUGGGCGCCGUGAUAACCUCACUCUGGGUCGCCGCACUGAUCCCGGACGACACAAAAUUGCUAGGUUUCAUCCCAAAGUCAGUCUACCCCAUCAUUUUCUUCCUCUUUGCAGCAGUUCCACUCGUGUCAUCAUUUUUCGUCUCGUUUUCCCUCGUCAUCUGCACCACGAGUCAUAUCGAAUGGGUGUUUGCUGAUUUUUGUAAGUUUUUCGAGGAACAAAUCGACCACCACGAGCAGCAGCUUUUGAAUCCAAUGAAACGAGACUUGGGUGAAAUUUACUCGAUAACGGGGUCCAAAACGAAUAAAAAUGUGGGAUCGAAUGCCGACGUGCUGAAUAAAUUUGAGCAUUUGAAACUUAUCUGUUCUCAAUAUGACAAAAUUUGUGGCCCGUUACUGCUAGGAUUGUUGGUCAGGGCGGUUUUCAUCCUGAUAAGCUCGGCAAACACGAUGCUGCUCUAUGAUGGGGCGCACGGUGCGGAACAUAAGAGGAUCAAGCUUAUCCUCAAUGUGUAUCAUUUUGUGACGGAGAUGAGUCAAUUGGUUUUAUUGCAGUUGGGACACGUCAUGCAAAGCAAGAUUUCCGAUAAGGAAGAAGACCUCCAUCGGAAAGUCAUCCUCAUGAAAAAUCUUGGUCCCCGAGAUCAAAUGAAGGAAGCAAUCGCAAUAAUUUCCGAGUGGAAAUGGUCAAUUUCAGGAGGACCAGGAUUCUUUGAGGUGGAUCGUCCACUUUUAUCAGGGGUGAUUUCCAGUUUGAUGACAUAUGUCACAAUUCUGUUCCAAAUGAAUGUCGGUGCAGACGAAGGUGACUUGAAAAUUGGAGAUGGGACAACGUCACUUGAUGGACAAAACACGACCACAUUUUCCCCCCUGAUCGAAUAA